Molecule: messenger RNA, 960 nt
Organism: Stereum hirsutum FP-91666 SS1
Lineage: Eukaryota; Fungi; Basidiomycota; Agaricomycetes; Russulales; Stereaceae
Product: type 2A phosphatase activator TIP41
Exons: 4
Coding region: 1-960 (319 amino acids)
Biological process (GO): TOR signaling
Cellular component (GO): cytosol
Source: RefSeq, a predicted model, not a curated record
AUGGCCACUGCCGUCCCCGUUCCCAAGCACACCCUCUCCGAGUCUCCCAAUUCACGCACUAUCAAUGUAUCUAACUGGAAAAUCACUGCUACCACAAAUCCAAUCUCGAAUGCCUCAUCUUGUGAUGCUCUACAGGCCAGUCUCGGAUUCCCGCUCCCGGAAAUGACGUUCGGCGAGAAUUCACUCGAACUGGUGUUCGGAGGAAAUGAAGAAACUGGGGAAGGGGGUUGGAAAUACAUUUGGGCUACAGAUGUGGCGUUGAGGGGUGUCAAGAACGGGGAAUUAGUUGACGGGGAUGGAGGCGUGAAGGUUGGGUAUGCGGACAAGUGGCUGCAGAGUCGAACUGGACCAGACUCCCAAAUUCCGAUGCCUGAAACAUCUCCGACAAAACCAUACGACUGGACCUACACCACGAUAUAUUCGGGCCACACUCCUUCGGACUCGAGUAGUACAAAGGUUGAAUGGGUAAAAGGCGACGAGGCCAAUCCCUCUCAUGCUAUUCCCAUCGCUGAGCUUACUCGACCCGACCCUAUCCUUUUCUACGCUGAGAUUCCUCUGUUUGAGGAUGAACUGCACGAUAACGGCGCCUCACAUCUACUCGUCAGAAUCCGUGUAAUGCCAACAUGUAUCUUCAUCCUCUCCCGCUUCAUCCUGCGCGUCGAUAACGUUCUCUUCCGCACGUUCGACACGCGAUUCUAUCACUCUUUCGCCUCAUCGCCACCUCUCGUCGUACGCGAAACAUCAGGCUGGGAAGCUCCUUACGAGCGCGUAAAACGCCAACUCCCAAAACGCGACGACCUAACACCCAUGACCGACCCGAACUUCAUCGGGAAAGUCCUUUCGGGAAUGCCUUCCCAGGUCUCCCAGGUACAAGGCGCUGGAACCGGGUGGAGAGGACUGGGGACGAAAAUCGAGGUUGCGACUCUGUCUUUGCCGGCGAAGUACGGGACGCAAGGCUGA